AUGCGUGAGCCCGUUUACAAGGCGUGGACCGCCGUCUAUAAUUGCAAACUGGACGAAAUGAAGUAUCCGCUGCAAGACUACGCCAACCUCGGUGAAUUCUUUUCGCGCCCAUUGAAACAGAGCGUUCGUCCGUUUGACACGGCCCCUGGUCAUCUCGCCAGUCCGGUGGACGGAACAGUGACCUCCAUCGGUGUAGUGAACGACUCGGCCAAUGUUCUAACACUGGAGCAAAUCAAGCGCGCACGCUAUCGACUCGAUGAGUUCCUCGGCGAUCUCCCUUCGUUCUUCACCAACAAGACUUCUGCUUCGAAGGGCAAGAAAAUGUUCCAUUGCGUCUUGUACCUGGCGCCUGGCGACUACCAUCGCAUUCACGCACCGGUGGAUUGGCAGGUGGAAGAGCGUCGCCACUUCCCCGGGAACCUCUUUCCUGUCAACAAGACCGCUGCCCGACUGAUCCCGAGUCUAUUCGUGGAGAACGAACGCGUUGCACUGUUGGGUGAAUGGGAGCAUGGUUUCUUCUCGCUUACUGCUGUAGGCGCCACCAACGUGGGUUCCAUUGUCAUCACGAAGGAACCGGAAUUCCGUACCAACACAGCAUUGCAGGAUCCGCUGAUGGGCCACUGCAUAACGAAGAACUAUGGUGGUAAGGUAGACACAGCGCGUGGGGAGGAGAUGGCACAGUUUAAGUUGGGCUCCACAGUUGUGCUGGUUUUUGAGGCUCCUGAGUCGUUCCAGUUUACGAUUAAACCGGGCGACAAGGUGAGUUACGGUAGCUGCUCAGGAGGAGAAGAUGAAGCAUUUUUCGAGGUCUUCUGGCUGCUACACGGACAUAUCUACAACGAAGCACUAGUGAGUGUACUACCGUCCGCUGCGGGUGUCCAGCUCCUCCAGUGGAGGAUCCACGUCGCUGUCAACGUCAGAGGGAAUGUCCACAACCUGUGGUAG
Molecule: messenger RNA, 945 nt
Organism: Phytophthora infestans T30-4
Lineage: Eukaryota; Oomycota; Peronosporomycetes; Peronosporales; Peronosporaceae
Product: phosphatidylserine decarboxylase, putative
Exons: 3
Coding region: 1-945 (314 amino acids)
Biological process (GO): phosphatidylethanolamine biosynthetic process
Cellular component (GO): mitochondrion
Molecular function (GO): phosphatidylserine decarboxylase activity
Source: RefSeq, a predicted model, not a curated record